Castor canadensis (American beaver) is the source of this 5744-nucleotide messenger RNA. RefSeq names its product neuronal pentraxin receptor (gene Nptxr). NCBI's taxonomy places the organism in Eukaryota, Metazoa, Chordata, Mammalia, Rodentia, Castoridae. The record is from RefSeq and is a predicted model, not a curated record.
AUGAUUCCUCGCGUCCACGGGAGGCUUAAUUACAACCGGGCUUGCCGCACGCUCCGCACAGGGCCCCACUCAGAGACAAGCUCCCUGCACGACAGCUGUCGGCAUUACCCGCACCGAGAGGGGAUCAGAGCACAGGAGGGGAGAGGCGGGGGUCGCCCCGCGGCGCGGCCAUCCGGCCACCGCCCUCUGCGCAACGCUGGCGGCGAGAUAAAGUCCUGGGCGCUAUCCGCGCCCCUCACUGCAUCGCCGCUGCGCCCGCACCUGGGCGCCCGGCACGGAACGGGUGCGGGGCUGGGCCACCGCGGGCCCGGGGGAGCGAGUGGGGCGGGGCCGCCGCGCCCGCCGCCUUCUCCUCCUCCCGCCGCCCGGGCUCAGAGCGGCGGCAGCAGCGGCCGCGGCGACAGCUCCGGCUUCGGCUCCGGCUCCCGCGCUCCCGGGCCCCGCGCCCCGACCCCGUCGCCGCUCCUGCCGGGGGCCUCGGGCGCCCCCGCCGCCCGCCUCACGCUGAAGUUCCUGGCCGUGCUGCUGGCCGCGGGCAUGCUGGCGUUCCUCGGUGCCGUCAUCUGCAUCAUCGCCAGCGUGCCCCUGGCGGCCAGCCCGGCGCGGGCGCUGCCCGGCGGCGCCGACAAUGCCUCGGCCGCCUCGGGCACCGCCGCCGUGUCCCCGGGCCCGCAGCGCAGCCUGAGCGCACUGCACGGCGCGGGCGGCUCGGCCGGGCCCUCCGCGCUGCCCGGGGCGCCGGCGGCCAGCGCGCACCCGCUGCCGCCCGGGCCGCUCUUCAGCCGCUUCCUGUGCACGCCGCUGGCGGCCGCCUGCCCGUCGGGGACCGAGCAGGGCGACGCGGCGGGCGAGCGCGAGGAGCUGCUGCUGCUGCAGAGCACGGCCGAGCAGCUGCGCCAGACGGCGCUGCAGCAGGAGGCGCGCAUCCGCGCCGACCAGGACACCAUCCGCGAGCUCACCGGCAAGCUGGGCCGCUGCGAGAGCGGCCUGCCGCGCGGCCUCCAGGACGCCGGACCCCGCCGCGACACCAUGGCCGACGGCGCCUGGGACUCGCCUGCGCUCAUCCUGGAGCUGGAGGACGCCGUGCGCGCCCUCCGAGACCGCAUCGACCGCAUCGAGCAGGAACUCCCGGCCCGCGUGAACCUCUCAGGUGUGCCAGCCCCAGCCCCUGCCUUGCCCACCACCCUGCACUCCAAGAUGGACGAGCUGGAGGGCCAGCUGCUGGCCAAGGUACUGGCGCUGGAGAAGGAGCGAGUGGCGCUCAGUCACGGCAGCCACCAGCAGCGGCAGGAGGUGGAGAAGGAACUGGACGCCCUGCAGGACCGCGUGGCCGAGCUGGAGCACGGGUCCUCAGCCUUCAGCCCCCCGGACGCCUUCAAGAUCAGCAUCCCGAUUCGUAACAACUACAUGUACGCCCGCGUGCGCAAGGCGCUGCCCGAGCUCUACGCCUUCACCGCCUGCAUGUGGCUGCGGUCCAGAUCGGGUGGCACCGGCCAGGGCACCCCCUUCUCCUACUCGGUGCCCGGGCAGGCCAACGAGGUCGUGCUGCUGGAGGCCGGCCACGAGCCCAUGGAGCUGCUGAUCAACGACAAGGUGGCACAGCUGCCCCUGAGCCUGAAGGACAGCAACUGGCACCACAUCUGCAUCGCCUGGACCACAAGGGAUGGCCUGUGGUCCGCCUACCAGGACGGGGAGCUGCGGGGCUCUGGCGAGAACCUGGCGGCCUGGCACCCCAUCAAGCCCCAUGGGAUCCUCAUCCUGGGUCAGGAACAGGAUACCCUGGGGGGCCGAUUUGAUGCCACCCAGGCCUUCGUUGGUGACAUUGCCCAGUUUAACUUGUGGGACCAUGCCCUGACACCUGCCCAGGUCCUAGGCAUUGCCAACUGUACUGGGCCGCUGCUGGGCAAUGUCCUCCCCUGGGAAGACAAGCUGGUGGAGGCCUUCGGCGGCGCCACAAAGGCCCCCUUUGACAUCUGCAAGGAGAGGGCCAAAGUAUGAGGGGCCAUCUUGUCCUGAGCCCUUCUCUUCCUGAUCUUGAGGGGGACACUGUCCCUCCUAAGCCUGUCCACACACUGGCCUUUCCUCCUGACCAUGUCCCAUUUCCCCUCAGCUGUACCCACACCUCUAGUACACCCUGCCUUGAGAUGGGUGUCCCCUUGGCCGCCUGGAUGGGGACGAGCAUCUCAGGUCCAUAGGUUGAGCCUGAGGCAAGUCUAGGCUCUGCCCACGCUCCUGGCAUUGCACUGGACCCGCCUCUCCCCUGCUCCACCCUGUCCCAUCAGUCCUGUCUGAUCCUGCUAAUCCCACGCAUCCCCCACAGGGGCGGCCUUUGGUCCCCAUGUCCCCCAUCAGGCUUGGUCCCUUCCCCUCAGGCCCACAACAGGCUGUAGAAGGGGAUGAUGGAGACAUAGGAGGUCAGACACCUCCUCCAUCUUCCCUCCAGCUGUCAGUCAAGGGCAGCAGGGUCACGAUGGAACCACCUACCCUUGCCCUCCUUUUUCCUCUUCCCUGUUUCUUUGUGUACAGUUUUGAUUGUUGAUUCCAUGCCCAGGCCAGUCCCACCUCAGCUUCCAGAACAUUCCCUUUCCAUCUCCAGCCUAGAAGGCUAGGGAUCAAGACCCCCAGAGGCCAAAGGGCUGUAGCACCCCUUGUGCCCCUGGCAGCUGUGCUCACUGGCAUGGUCUCCCCUCCCCCACUGUGCCACUUCAGCCUGGGCUGGGAGCAGGCAAGGCAGAGGCAGUAUGAAUCCAAGGCACCUGGCUGCUGGCAGAACCACAUUACCACCCCCCUCUGCAUGGCCCUGGGAGGAAGGAAAAAAGCUGAGAGGGUGAGAGAGGCAAGGCACUGGGUGAGAGAGGAGAGCACCGGGUUCCUAACCAGCCAUGUUGUGUGGCCUUCAGUAAGUGCCUGCCCUCGCUGGGCCUGACUUUCCUCCUCUGUGAGGUGAGGCCCUUUGUACUGGUCUUUUCUGAGACUCUCCAGAUGGAACAAGAUGAUCCCAGGUAGAUGGAGUGGGGGAAACCUGAAGACCCAGGGGCUUAGCAGGGGCAGGUCCUGGAACUGGAUAGCAGAUGAGAUCAGGCUAGGAAGGGGUUAGGAUCAGCAGUUGUCAUCAAGGAUCAGGGUCAAAGGCAAAGUUCAAAGCAGACCAGACUCACAUAUGGCUUAUGAACAUGAGCUCCCUCUGGAUCCCCCCAGCCUGGCACCUUGCCUAUCUGAGAGUGUCUCAAAGGACUAGUGGCUUCCUGGUCCCCACCCUUGAGUCCUCACCAGUUCCCCCAAGAGAGUGGAAGAAUGCCAGAACUGAGAAAAACCAUCCAGUCUGACCUCUUGCUUGGGAGAGAUAAGGAAAUGAUCAGAGAGGGCAAGUAACUUGCACACAGUCAAACAGCACAAUGGGGCAGGCCCAGAACUACAACCCAGGACUUGACUCUUCUUCAGUGUUCUCCCUCCAAGCUCUCCUGCCUGCCCUUAUGGGUCUUUGAGUUCAAGCUACGCCAAUGGGGGUGGACAUUUGAGAAGCCAGAAUGCUUUCCAACACGGCACUGAGACAUCUGUAUGCAACACCCAAAUAUCUUGGCACCCCCAUGAGUGUAGGGGGGCCCCUGAGCAUAGGCAGAAUGCAUAGUUGAGGGCGCAGGUGUUCUUCCUUGGCCAGGCACCUCCCAGGUGUCUGAGCAAUAACUGGCUACCUGACUCCAGUGGGCAUGAGUGCCUCUGACCCCCUUUUUGUUCCCAUCUCUGCUUCCCACGGCCACUCAGCCUGAGACAUGACGCAAGAGCGGCAGGCUGUAGAGCCCUGUGCCAGGAAGUGUGUCCAAGACUUGUUCCCUCCGGCCCUGAUAUCCCUGUUUCCAUUUCGAGAGCACAAAUAGAUUGCUCAGCACCUCCCCUGGAAGACAGAGCCAUGGCAGCUUCAGCUGGCCCUGCUGAGAUCCGGUUGCCCGGUAACGGCCAAUGAUAUCAGCCCCGGUGCUGGGUCAAAUGUCUCAACAUGAUGACACAAGCUGUUGCCAGGUGACAGCAGGAUUCAGAACUUAGACUUCAGGGACCUUGAGCAUCAUCAGGUGCUUGCCAUUGUUUGGGAAGAGGUAGCUUUCAUGGAGGCUUUGGAAGGAUAGGGUCUUAUGAGAGAGGUGACAGAAACUCCCUGGUCACCUGAGCCCACCCAGACAUGUCACUCCAACUCCUUUGUGCUUUGUCACUUUGGUGAUGAGAGAUUUGAUGUCUUAGUUUCUUUCCUGUGCCAAGAUAACCUGGUGGGCCCUCCCGAGGGAACAGAACAAAUGGAGACAUUAGAGUGUGGCUCUGAGUGUAGAUCGCUGGGGAAGGGCCUGGCUCCCGAUUCCCAAAGUCCCCACCCCUCCCUCAGCUACUUAUUGUUCUAUGAAAAUUUAUCGAGCACCUUCUGUUUAGACUCCAGUUUUGAUGGCUUCUGCUGUUCCCAGGCAUGACCAAGAAGACAGGGAAAGAGGAGCCGAGCGUGGUGCUCAGCUGUGACCCUUAGCUGCCCCUGGCUGCUGACGAGGGUGGUCCUCUGUUUGUUAGGGCUCUUCAGGGCAUGCGGCACUGAGCUGAACACUGUGGGCACAUCUGGUUUAUCCUCGUGAUUAUGAGUUAGGACUAUUCUUAGCACCGUGAUAUAGGGGGGAAGCCAGGGCUCAGAGAGGAGAUGCAACCUGCCUGGUGUCCAUCAGCCAGCCGGUGAUGGGGUACAGAUUUCAGUCCAUAGCAGGUUGCAUCCAUGGCCCACCCAUCAGCCUGAGGAAACCAGUAACCCCACUCUGGAUUGGGCGCAUCGCUCCGGUUGUGUUUCAGCCUGGAGAGAUGUGCCCACCCUCAUUCAGAGUGGCAGGAGGAACAGAGGUUCAGGACGGAUGGGCUCCAGGGCCAGUGCCCUUGGAGAGGUAGUGGGAGGGGUCUCGCACCUAUGCCCCAGCCUCAGCCUCCUCUACCUGGGCUGCAGUUUCCAGAAGGAGUCCCGGCAGGCAAGGGUGGGUUUGGCUCUUCCUCACACUCCCACUUUGAGCCCAGCCCUGUGUCAGGUGCUUCACAGCUGUUCUCUGCCAGACUUUCCCACCUUUAUGGCAUAUGGUACCCCCACGCCCUAAGGGACAUAUCCCCUUGCUACAGUUGUGCAUGACCUGAGAUGGCAGGUUCAGCCCUUGCUUUACAGAUGAAGCUGAGACCCAGCUGGGAGGGUGAGUGACCCAUGAGGCCGCUCCACUGAGACUCAGGAGCCACCUUGUAACCACUUGUAGUCUUCUCCACAACACAGUGGCCCCCUCCUUCAGAACUGGGUCCCUCCUACAGGUCCAGCACCCUUGGCCUGAGCAAACUGAGAUGGCCCCUCCUAGAAAUGGAUCAGUCCCCUCACCCCUUUAUUACAACUUGUCACCCCAAACCUCACCUGUCCCCUACUCCUAUGGGGUGGGCCUCAUGGCCCAGGCUGAGCAGACAGCAUGUCAAGUCGUCGGACACUGUGAAAUUAGUGCCCCCUACUGACCACCCCUUCUAACCUCCCCUGCCCCUACCUUCACCCUCUUUUGUACAUAGUGACAUGAGAUGCAAUGUGUGUGCGUGUGCGUGUGUGUGUGUGUGUGUGUGUAUGAGAUCUGUGUCAUGGUUUUUGUUACCUUUUUGUCUUUGUAAAUUUGAAUGUUCAAAAUAAACAUGGUUUACUCAGAGGCUUUUUGAUGUGGGUGUGUACCUUGGGUACUGGACAGGGCAGUGCCUGUGGCUAG